Fonsecaea nubica is the source of this 1686-nucleotide messenger RNA. RefSeq lists its product as hypothetical. The record is from RefSeq and is a predicted model, not a curated record. The transcript has 3 exons. Lineage: Eukaryota; Fungi; Ascomycota; Eurotiomycetes; Chaetothyriales; Herpotrichiellaceae. Bases 1 to 1686 code for a protein of 561 amino acids. Gene Ontology annotation, molecular function: monooxygenase activity; iron ion binding; heme binding.
AUGCUGGCCACUGACUCGAUAUCUCACAUCCCGGUAUGGGGAUGGGUUGCUAUCACCGCGGCCCUCCUCUGUGCCUGGGCAGCCAGUUUCCGCUACCAAAAGGGCCUCAACAAAUACAAGGGACCAUUCAUCGCUUCCUUUACCAACUUCUGGCGGCUGUGGCAGUGGGUGUGGUACACCGACAGAUGUGCCUACCCCAGUGUGGUCAAGUAUGGAAAAAUCAUCCGGGUUGGGCCCAACACGUUGUUAUUCAAUGAUCCCGAUGCCAUCAAGGACAUCUACAUGACCCAUUUCUCCAAGGUAAGAGACGCGAUCCUUGAUCAGGACACCCUCCCAUCCUCAGCGCCAUUCGGUGUCAAGAGUCUGUCUAACGCAGCAAUUCUCCAGUCCGACUUCUACAAGGUUGGUCAGGGUGUCUCGCGGGGAGUGGCCGUACCCAACAUCUUCUCCACCACAGAUCGCAUCUACCAUGGCAAGCUGCGGCGAUCGGUGGCCAACGCCUUCGCUUUGAGCACACUGGUCAACUAUGAGCCGUAUGUGACGGACACGGUUACCACAUUCCUGGCUCAGCUGGACCAGAGAUUCGCGGGUCGACCUGGACCGGACGGCAUUUGCGACAUGUCUGAAUGGACAAAAUUCUUCGCCCUGGAUGUGGUCAGCGCGUUGACAAUGGGCAAAGGCUAUGGGCUAUUGGAGGCCGGGUAUGAUCACAUCGGCAUCAUCGAGGCCCGAACGACCUUCUUGCGCUACUUCACCAUUGUCAACAAUGUCACUUGGCUCGACCGCGUGCUCAAGAAGAACCCGGUUCUCCUGUGGCUCGGCCGAAUGGGCCUCUGGAACAGCGUGACGGCGACGGUGCCCAUCGCACAGCGACAGCUCGACCAGAAGAAGCGCGACUUCAAGGGCGUCAACGAGAACGAGAAGACGCGGGUGGACUUGCUCACCAAGUUCCUCCAGGCCAAGGUCGACAACCCGGACAUUGUCGACGACCGCGCCGUCUUGGGACUGACCCUCUCCAUGGUCAACGCCGGGAGCGGCACAGUCGCCACCACGCUGGCUGCGACAUUUUACUUCCUGCUCAAGUACCCACACGUGAUGAAGGAGCUCGUGGCCGAGAUCGACUCACACUUCCCGCCGCCGAGCGCCACUAGCAACAGCGGCAAGGGCACGGGCCCGAUCAACUUUGCCGAGUACGUGGUGCCGUUCGCCGAGUCACAGAAACUGCCCUUCCUGGACGCCGUGCUCAAGGAGAUCUUCCGCCUCUGGCCCGGGUUGGGCAUGCAGCUGAUCGAGCGGGUCACGCCGCCCGAGGGCGCGCACAUCCUGGGCGAGUACAUCCCCGGCAACAUCAUCGUCAGCUGCAACGCGUGGAUCAUGCAUCGCCACAAGCCCACCUACGGCGAGGACGUCGAGGUCUUCCGCCCCCAGCGCUGGCUGGACGCGACCCCGGAGCAGCAGGCCGCCAUGAACAAGGCGCUGCUCGUCUGGGGUGCCGGACCCAAUACGUGCAUCGGCAAGAACAUUGCGUUUUUGGAGCUGUACAAGGUGGUUCCUUCGGUUCUGAGGGUGUUCACACUCGAACUCGCCGACCCCGAGAAGGAAUGGAAGAUCUUCAACCUGGGCGAUCCCGAGCCAUCAGAGUUCUUUGUCCGGUGCCAGCCGAGAUAUCGGAAGAUGUUGAUGUAA